AUGAAAGCUUUUCUCAGCACGCUGGCCACCAAGCCAGCUGCACGCUCGCAGAUCCGCCGGACAGACCAUCUCAGACUAUUCYCACAAACUGCAAUUGCCAGACGACACAACGUACCGGAUUUGAAUGACAAGACCUUGCUCAAGAAUCAGAGCUACAUCAAUGGGAAAUGGGUCGACGCUGCUUCGGGAAAGACGUUCGAAGUGCACGACCCGUCUUCUGGGAGCGUGAUUGGAACCAUGCCGGAGAUGAACAAGAAUGAUGUGAACGAGGCGAUUGAAGCAGCUUCGAAGGCUUUUGUAUCGUUUAGAAAGACCACGGGGCGUGAGAGAGCGAAGAUGUUGAGGAAGUGGUACAACCUCGUGAUAGAGAAUAGCGAGGAUAUUGCGAAGCUCAUUACAUGGGAGAAUGGUAAACCAUUUGCGGAUGCAAAGGGAGAGGUGGGAUACGCUGCAAGCUUUUUCGACUGGUUCAGUGAGGAAGCUCCUCGGAUAUACGGAGACACCAUCCCAGCAAGCGUUGCAGGGAACCGUGUCUACACGGUAAAGGAGCCGGUGGGAGUCUGCGGUCUGAUCACCCCUUGGAACUUCCCAGCAGCCAUGAUCACUCGUAAGAUCGGGCCCGCACUUGCGGCAGGAUGCACAGUUGUUGCGAAAUCUCCCGGCGAAACUCCUUUUACUGCAGCGGCUCUCAUCGAACUGGGCCACCGCGCCGGCAUACCUGCCGGCGUCAUCAAUAUUGUCACAGCUCUCGAGAACACUAUUGAGGUGGGAGAGGCAAUCACUUCAUCGAAUGACAUCAAGAAAGUCAGCUUUACCGGUUCCACUGGUGUCGGGAAGCAGCUCAUGAAGCAGUCGGCCGAUACCUUGAAGAAACUCUCCUUCGAACUCGGCGGCAAUGCGCCUUUCAUCGUAUUCGACGACGCAGACCUUGAGACUGCUGUGAGCGGAGCGAUCUCAAGCAAGUUCCGUGGCAGCGGCCAGACUUGCGUGUGUGCCAACAGAAUUUACGUUCAGAAGGGCAUCUAUGAUGACUUCGCUCAAGCAUUCACCGAGAAGGUGAAGAACUUCAAAGUUGGAUAUGGCUUUGACGAGGGAGUCACACACGGCCCCUUGAUUCACGAUAGGGCAGUUAGCAAAGUGCAGGAUCACGUUGAGGAUGCCGUGAACAAUGGGGCCAAGGUCCUUGCUGGCGGAAAGAAGCUUCCGGACCUAGGUCCAAACUUUUACUCUCCGACGGUCAUUCGCGACAUGAAGAACACCAUGAAGAUUGUAUCCGAGGAGACUUUUGGCCCAGUGGCGGCAUUGUUCCCAUUCGACAGCGAAGCUGAGGUUGUCAAGCUUGCCAACGAUGCAGAUGUCGGACUUGCUGGUUACUUCUUUUCCAAGGAUAUCCAACGAUGCUACAGAGUAGCAGAGGCUUUGCAAUUUGGCAUGAUCGGAAUCAACACGGGGCUAAUCUCAGAUCCAGCAAGUCCAUUUGGAGGCGUGAAACAUUCGGGCUUUGGCAGGGAGGGAUCAAAGUAUGGCAUUGACGAGUACAUGACCAUCAAGACGAUGACUGUCGGGGGUGUUGGAGAGCUGCAGGGGUCGUCGUAG
Messenger RNA from Ramularia collo-cygni, 1596 nucleotides. Its product is annotated as probable NAD-dependent aldehyde dehydrogenases. The record is from RefSeq and is a predicted model, not a curated record. The transcript has 8 exons. Gene Ontology annotation, biological process: GABA catabolic process. The coding region runs from base 1 to 1596 and encodes 531 amino acids. NCBI's taxonomy places the organism in Eukaryota, Fungi, Ascomycota, Dothideomycetes, Mycosphaerellales, Mycosphaerellaceae. Gene Ontology annotation, molecular function: succinate-semialdehyde dehydrogenase (NAD+) activity.